CCGUUCAGACAUGUAGUGCCUCGCUUUGUUUAUAAGUUGUACAAGGCUAUUUCACUCAUCUAAGUCUUGGUUUGUACGAUAUUGUGUUCUAAAUUUGCAGAAAUGGCGGACGACACAGUUGCUGUAAGUCAAAAUAAAGACGGCCCCGAAGAGCAAACAAGGGAGCAAAUCCUGCGGAAUGGACACAAGGGACUAAUCACCAUAAACACGGGAGCGAAGAUGGAGCAUGUUACCACCCUCCGAGCAGCAUUUGCCCCUCCGAAGCAUCCAGGGGUGAGGCUGCAGGGCAUGAGGUCGGAGCUUUUAGAAAGAAGAAUUGCCCAGAUAGCAAGGGACAAGAUUCAUGCAGAACGAAACCCACCGCUUCCCCAAGCUGACUUUGCCAGUGUAACUCAGAGAGAUUUUCGAGUUGAGGGAUUUGUACCCCAAACUACUAAAAAUAACCGUAUUCAUGAUUAUACAACUGAGCAGGCCAUCAGUUAUUGGAGUGAAAAUUACCAGCGGAUACAGGGUGUAAGUCCAGUGGAGUGCCCAAACACACCUUUUAGAAAGUCGGCCCAGUUUUCCACUCCCUUGGGUGAUCCGCGGAAAAACGUUGAUUCCCUCAUUGAAUAAUUGUCUAAAUGAAUGCUUUUUGAAUAAAGUGAGUUUGUCCUUG
Messenger RNA from Syngnathus typhle (broad-nosed pipefish), 658 nucleotides. RefSeq names its product sperm associated antigen 8 (gene spag8). The transcript is spliced from 6 exons. Lineage: Eukaryota; Metazoa; Chordata; Actinopteri; Syngnathiformes; Syngnathidae. Gene Ontology annotation, cellular component: cytoplasm; nucleus. Gene Ontology annotation, molecular function: microtubule binding. The coding region runs from base 103 to 615 and encodes 170 amino acids. Gene Ontology annotation, biological process: positive regulation of transcription by RNA polymerase II. The record is from RefSeq and is a predicted model, not a curated record.